This is a messenger RNA of Beauveria bassiana ARSEF 2860, 1890 nucleotides long. RefSeq names its product polyol transporter 5. Bases 1 to 1890 code for a protein of 629 amino acids. The record is from RefSeq and is a predicted model, not a curated record. The transcript has 2 exons. Gene Ontology annotation, biological process: transmembrane transport. NCBI's taxonomy places the organism in Eukaryota, Fungi, Ascomycota, Sordariomycetes, Hypocreales, Cordycipitaceae. Gene Ontology annotation, molecular function: myo-inositol:proton symporter activity. Gene Ontology annotation, cellular component: membrane.
AUGUCCCACGACAUUAGCAAGGCCGCCGUCGCCGACAUUUACGCUGAAAAAGGCACCACCCACGCCGAAGACGUCGUCGCCGAGCGCGAUCUCGAGUCGCGCAUCCGCAACCCGCUCGACGGCAUCCCCCGCGAUGAGCUCAUGCGCAAUGUCGACGACUUUGCCCGCUCACGCGGUCUCUCUGAGCACAUUUCCAUCCUGCGCAAAGGCGCCCUCGUCGCGCAGAACCCGACCGACAUUGACCGGAUUGACGGCGAUGAGGCUCUGACGACUGAGGAGCUCGCCGUCUUGGAACGCGAGAGCAAGAACAAGUGGACCAUGCCCGCGCGCCUGUUUUGGACCAUUGCCAUGUGCUCGAUUGGCGCGGCCGUUCAGGGCUGGGACCAGACGGGUGCCAAUGGCGCAACCAUCUUCUUUCCGAGCUACUAUGGCAUUGGCGGUGACAGCGCGCGCGAGCAGAUUCUCGUCGGUCUCAUCAAUGCCGCUCCGUAUAUUGGCAGCGCCUUCAUAGGCUGCUGGCUCUCCGACCCCCUCAACAACUACUUUGGCCGCCGCGGCACCAUUUGGUUCUCGGCGCACUUUUGCAUCUGGCCCGUCAUCGGCUCCGCCUUUUGCCACACCUGGCAGCAGCAGCUCGCGUGCCGGCUGCUCAUGGGCAUCGGCAUGGGCGCCAAGGCCUCGACGGUGCCCAUUUACGCGGCCGAGAACGCGCCGGCCUCGAUCCGCGGCGCCCUCGUCAUGUCCUGGCAAAUGUGGACGGCCUUUGGCAUCAUGCUCGGCACCGCCUUCAACCUGGCCGUCUUUCACGUCCCCCACAUCAACUGGCGCCUGAUGCUCGGCGCGCCGUUUAUCCCCGCCGUGCCGCUGCUGGUCGGCAUCUAUCUGUGCCCGGAGUCGCCGCGCUGGUACAUGAAAAAGGGCCGCUUUGCGGAUGCGUGGAAGGCCAUGUCGGUGCUGCGGCACAAUGAGAUUCAGGUGGCUCGCGACAUCUUUUACAUUGGCACGCAGCUCGAGAUUGAGGAGCAGAUUCUCAGCAAGACCAACUAUGUCAGCCGCUUCGCGCAGCUCUUCACCGUCACGCGCGUGCGUCGCGCCAACCUCUCUGCCUUUGUCGUCAUGAUUGCCCAGCAAAUGUGCGGCAUCAACAUUAUUGCCUUUUACUCCACCUCCAUCUUCAAGGAGUCGGGUCUUCCCGAGUUCAAGGCCAUGAUUGGCUCCUUUGGCUUCGGCCUGGUCAACUGGCUCUUUGCUUUCCCGGCCUUUUGGACCAUAGACACCUUUGGCCGCCGCAGCCUGCUGCUCUUUACCUUUCCCCAGAUGUUCUGGACGCUGCUCGCCGCCGGUCUCUGCACCCUCAUCGACAAGGAUUUGGGCGACCUCCGCACCGGCCUCGUCUGUCUCUUUGUCUUUCUCUUUGCCGCGUUUUAUUCCCCGGGCGAAGGCCCCGUGCCCUUUACCUACAGUGCCGAAGUCUACCCGCUGUCGCAUCGUGAGACGGGCAUGGGUUUCGCCGUCGCCACCUGUCUCUUCUGGGCCGCCGUCCUGGGCACGUCUUUCCCUUUUCUGCUGCACGAGGCCAAGCCCGUUGGCGCGUUUGGAGUCUACGCCGGCUUCAACGUCGUGGCGUUUGUCCUCAUCUUUCUCUUCGUCCCCGAGACCAUGCAGCGCUCGCUCGAGGAGCUCGACUGGGUCUUUGCCGUCCCCGUCCGCAAGUUUGCCCACUACCAGGUGACGGUCGCCCUGCCCUGGUUCUUUAAGCGCCACGUGCUGCUGCAGAAGAAUGCCACCAAGCCGCCGCUCUACCACUUUGAGGUGGUGGAGCAGGCCAAGCAUCAAGGUCGCAACUCGGCUCCCCUGACGGGUUCGGAUGAUGAGAAGCGCUCUUACUAG